CGCACAGGCAGUGGUAUACUGGGGAAAAAACCCACGGGCCUGGAUAGGGAAUGUGUUUCUCAUCAUAGGCAAACUACUGCACGUGAUCGGCAUGUUCACUCCGUACUGGCUUACCGCUACUACUCUCGGCGACAUGGGCUUGUGGCAGCUAUGUGUUGACACGCCUUUCGGUUCACAGUGUGUUUCCAUUGUGAACGCUGAUAUGGAAGGCUGGUUCAAGUUGGUGCAAGCAAUAUCGUGUCUGGGACUUAUCAUGUCCAUCGCCGCGGUGACAUUUGGUGUAGUCUACAUUCGACGACAGGGGAGACAAAUGCUCAUGGUGGCUGGAAUUUGCAGUAUUUGCGCAGGUGUUCUGGUCUUGAUGGGAGUCGUCAUCUUUGGAGGAAGAUCCGAGUCCCUGGGAUUGGGGUCUUACUUCGGCUGGUCGUUCUAUCUCGAGGCAGUCGGUGGGUGUCUGCUGUGCAUGGCCGGCGGCCUCCAUCUUGGCGGACUAAACACGGACAGCGGUUCUCUUCCCAUUUAACACCAUCACAUCAUUAUUUCCUCAGACGUUUUUUUUUUAUUAAAAUGUAUUUUAUUAUUUAUG
Messenger RNA from Gigantopelta aegis, 586 nucleotides. RefSeq lists its product as uncharacterized. The coding region runs from base 92 to 523 and encodes 143 amino acids. NCBI's taxonomy places the organism in Eukaryota, Metazoa, Mollusca, Gastropoda, Neomphalida, Peltospiridae. The record is from RefSeq and is a predicted model, not a curated record. Gene Ontology annotation, cellular component: membrane. The transcript is spliced from 3 exons.